CAGUUUUAUGUUUUUUUUUCCCACCAACUCAUAAAUAGACUUCAAGAGUUGGUGUUUAGUGUGGAUUGCAGGACUACAGAUUAGACCAUCCAAUCCCUGUUGAACUGACUGAUGCAGAGAACCUCUAAAAUAAAAAGCACUCUUUGAAUUUCUGAAACAUUACAUUGGUGCCUUUAAAAGUCACUUUAUAACUUAAUUGAAGGGAACACACUGAUUAACUUUAUAAAACUAUGUCAUCUUUGAGGACCAUACUGAGGCAAGGACAUUUCUUCACUCUGAUGUUGCUGUCAUGGGUCACUGUGGAGGUGCAGGGUGGUUGUCCACUGAAGUGCUCUUGUCCCUCCUCGCCCCCCUCGUGUCCUCCUGGUGUCAGUUCGGUACUGGACUCAUGUGGGUGCUGUCGUGUCUGUGCCAGACAGUUUAACCAAGAGUGUAGCCAUGCUGAGCCUUGCGACCAUAUCAAAGGACUGCGGUGCCACCUAGUGGCCGAACGAAACCCUGAGAGUGGCUUGUGUAGAGCGGAUGCUCACGGUCGUCCGUGCGAGCUGGAUGGACGGGUGUAUCAGCACGGUGAGGACUUUCAACCUACCUGCGAGCACCAGUGCACUUGUGUUGAUGGAGUCGUGGGUUGCAUUCCGCUUUGUCCACACCGCGUCUCUCUACCGGAUGGACGCUGUUCCCGCCAUCGGCUCACCAAGUUGCCUGGGCACUGCUGCCAGGAGUGGGUUUGUGAUGAUGACAAUCGCAUCGCUGAGGAGGAUCCGGUGCUUGACGAGCAUACACUACUACAACACACUGACCUCACUGGCAACGAGUUGCUUGUAGCUCUGUCGUCUACAUGGGACAGCAGUGCAGGAGACCCUUAUCAAGAGUGGAUUUCAUCCUCAAAGUCCCAAGCCAUCCUUCCAUCCACCUGCUUCCUGCAGGUCACUGAUUGGUCCCCAUGCUCAACCACCUGUGGAAUGGGUGUAUCCAGCCGUGUAACUAAUAGUAAUGCUGAGUGCCGGCUCGUCAUGGAAACUAGGCUCUGUCAGAUCCGAGAAUGUGGCGUCAACCUUGCACCAUCCCUAAUGAAAGGAAAGAAGUGUCAAAGGACCACACGGCCGCAGAAACCUUUGAAAAUCACAUUUGUAGGUUGCUUCACUGCUCGCCAUUACCGGCCUCGUUCAUGUGGCUCCUGCUCAGACGGUCGUCUCUGCAUUCCCUCCGUGACACGAACAGUUCGUCUACACUUUCACUGUCCUGGGCCAGAACAAGAGGACUUUACCCGCAAUGUCAUGUGGAUACAGCGUUGCAACUGCAGUCAAAGAAACAACAGAGAAGGCUUGUCAUCACAAGCAGAGUUGUUCAAUCUGCCAAAUGAUAUCCACACAUACACACACUGAUAUUAGUUCAAGAACUUACACAUAUGGGAUUCUGAAUUCUCUAUGGAUUUGCUGUACUCAGUCAUUCUGUGGAAACUUCUUAGAUCUGCACCCAUCAGUACAGGGCUUUAUAUAUAAGUUUAUAACAUUGGCAUUGUGGUUUUGUCUUACAGAGGUUGUAUGUUCAGAGGACAUUUGGUUUGAUAGAAGACAGUUUUUGUUUUUAACAUUUCACACCAUAAUUCAGAAUUGGAUACACUGACAUCACAAUUGUAUUCAUAAAGCCAGAUUUAUUGUACAUACUGUAAAUAUGUACUGUAUCAAUCCAAGUGUACAUAUCUGAUUUGAAUGAGUUUUCCUUGUCUAAUAUUUAUCCAAACUUCAUUUAUUAUGAAGUGUCAUAUCCUCAAGUUGUUUUUGAGGUGAAUAACAAAUAUUUUAUGCAUAUUUAAAAUUAGUUUAUUUUUGUAAAUAAAA
Xyrauchen texanus (razorback sucker) is the source of this 1841-nucleotide messenger RNA. RefSeq names its product CCN family member 1-like. The record is from RefSeq and is a predicted model, not a curated record. Gene Ontology annotation, biological process: signal transduction. The transcript has 5 exons. Gene Ontology annotation, molecular function: protein binding. NCBI's taxonomy places the organism in Eukaryota, Metazoa, Chordata, Actinopteri, Cypriniformes, Catostomidae. Gene Ontology annotation, cellular component: extracellular region. The coding region runs from base 231 to 1385 and encodes 384 amino acids.